AUGGGCACCAGCCAGCGCCAGGCCUACGAUAUAUCUAAUGUCCCCAUCCCUAAGACAUGUUAUUCAGACUGUAAAAGUGCCGACGACGAAACACAACUCUCCGGGUCGAUUAUGAAUCCCGAUCCGUUGUUUGAGACGGCCAAUGAUUAUUGUGGCGGGUGCCUGAAUAAAACCGCCUUUUUGCCAACCGCUGUUCCUGUGGCAGUAGGUGUGAGCACAGUCUUGGUGACAGAACUUGUCGAAGAUGGCGACAGAGAGACGGUGUAUAGCACUGUGUUACAGAAAACGGUGUAUGGGACGAAAUUGGUAGACAACGUUACCCCCGGCGUUGGCUCUUCCACUGCUACAACUUCUACACUAUCGUCCAAUGUUACGAGCCAGCAAACCAUAGCUAGGAAGACCACAACUAGUACGACCGCAACAGCAUCUGGCAACGCGCCACCAACCAAUGGGAUAGCUCUGUCGAACCAAGGUGCAGUGUCCCAACGGGAUGUAAUCCACUGGCCUCAGACAGUGGGCGCCGUGCUGGGCUCGGUAGCAGCGCUGGCUAUUCUCGCGAUUGCUAGCUCUUAUUUUCGAUACAGGCGGCGGCGACGGCGGCGCUCUGAGGCAGUGACGCCCGAAACCGAAGAGCCUGAGCUGGGCGACAAGGCGCAGCUGCACUCGGAAUGCGUCCCGUAUCUGCAGCCGUACGAAUUGCACGAGACGGCACGGCCGUGGGAAGCUGGCGGCAGCGAGAAAUUCGAACUCCUGGCGGUCUUACCGGUAGAGCUUUAUGGCGAAACGAGCAUGAAACCAGAAUUUGCGGCAUCACCGGUGAGCACGGAAAUGGCUGGUGAAUACAGGAGAGGACGAUAG
Messenger RNA from Neoarthrinium moseri, 858 nucleotides. RefSeq lists its product as uncharacterized. The transcript has 4 exons. NCBI's taxonomy places the organism in Eukaryota, Fungi, Ascomycota, Sordariomycetes, Amphisphaeriales, Apiosporaceae. The record is from RefSeq and is a predicted model, not a curated record. Bases 1 to 858 code for a protein of 285 amino acids.